UGAGUCUUCCCAGUCGGAGAACCGGCAGAAAAGAAAAUAGCCGAAGUCUGAUUAAUGGAGUGUGCUGCGAAGGGGAGGGGAACUCGGUGCUUAGGUCCCCCGAGAAAGCGGUGCGGCCGCUGUGGAGCAGUUUCUUAUUGCUCUGCUUCUCAUCAGAUUUCUCACUGGAAGGAACAUAGAGAAGAGUGUGAAAGGUUAGAGCAGCAAAUGAAGCGCUUAGAUUUGUUGAAUGAUUUUCCUUUCUCGUUUUCUGUAGAAUCUACGCUCCAGAUUAGUGAAAAGCAAGAGAGUAGGUGUUCAUUCUUGAGCAGGAGGGGCAUUCAUCUAGCGGGGAUGUGGGCUUGUGAAUGCUCUUGUGGUGCAUCGGUUACUUCCUUUGGUAAUUCCAGGUUUGAAAGUGAUACCUGGAAUCUCUCGAAUAUCUUGUGCCCAUGUCACGAGCCUUCGUCUCCAAUAGCAAAACAAUUGUGCAGCUGGAAGGAUUACUAUGAGUGGAGGUGCAUACCAUUACAAUCACCUGUUUCUUUGCUGCUUCACUGGCCACUUACAAUAUAUCAUGCAAUACAAAUUACUGGACUGGGAAGCUUGACCUCUGAAAUCAGAAAACUGCGCAUACACUAUCUUGGACCUGAGAAGGAGCUACUUCAACUUGCAGUCUUUGGAGAGUUACGUGCAAUGUUUUCUGGGGUUCUUCUUCAAAUUGAGCUUAUUGGACCUGCAGUUCCACAUCAUAGAGAUGGUGAAAAGAUUGAUCUACACAGCUAUGCCCGUUGCAUUGAGCAAGAUUGCAAUUGCAAAUGCAAAAAUGAGAACAUCAGCUGUGGCGUAGGUGCUCGUACAUCUUCUGUGGUGACACUGCAACUACAUAGAGGAUACUAUCAUGAGCGUUUCAUAGAUGUAUCUAAGGAUUCCCUCCCACACUUGGUUAUUGCUCCAAAUGCUGGCGUGGCAGCUUAUGCAAGUUGGUUACCCACUAUAGAGCUAAUAAAGAAGAUAAAUGUCCCUGCCGUAUUUUCCGACUAUUGUGAAGAAGCUUGUCAUCUUGCAACAUGCUGCAUAAACACCGUUACAAGCCAGCCCCCCAGGCUUCCUAUUCAGUUAAAUCCGUUCAGGCAGCCGAUGGUUGUGGAAGACAGUGCACUGCAUCUGCCUUGCUAUUCUAAUUGCUUCCUAUUCGCUAUGUGAAGUGAUUUGCACUGUCAAUCUUACAGUGGAUUCUGUAUGCAGGGUUUUCUAAUGGUAAUAGAAUUUGAUAACUGCUAUAAAUUGUUGUAUUAUUAAAUUCAUCCGUGCAUUGUGUUCACCGGUUAAAUUCGUGGAUUUUUCUUUAAUGGCAGGAAAUG
Messenger RNA from Hibiscus syriacus, 1343 nucleotides. RefSeq names its product zinc finger MYND domain-containing protein 15-like. Lineage: Eukaryota; Viridiplantae; Streptophyta; Magnoliopsida; Malvales; Malvaceae. The record is from RefSeq and is a predicted model, not a curated record. The coding region runs from base 55 to 1185 and encodes 376 amino acids. The transcript has 11 exons.